AUGGACGCCCAAGCGCUGGCUGACUGGGACAAUUGCGACAAAAUCGACACCCUUUUCGUGGUCAUCUGUAGCGUCAUUUGCUGGGGAAUUAUCCCUGCUGUUGGUCUGGGUUAUUCAGGAUACUCAACGCGACACAAUUCCCUGGCGUCCUUCUUUCCCGCAUUACUGGCGCCUAUGGCGAGGGCAAUGGAUUUUAUUGGCGGUUUGAAAUAUGUCUUCCCCCAAGGCGUACUUGCGCAGCCCGUGCGCACCAUUCCAGCCAUCUUGUUCAGUGAAUUUCAGCUUAUCUUUGCCGCCACCGUUGCCGCAAUUGCCGUUGGAGGUGCCUGUGAACGAGGCAGACUGCUUCCCCUGAUCCCAUUUAUUUUUCUCUGGUCUACCUUCGUAUACUGCCCGCUGGCGCACAUGGUUUGGUCUGAAUCUGGAUACCUAUACCAAAUGGGGGUCCUGGAUUUUGCUGGUGGGACCCCUGUUCACAUCUGCAGUGGUACUACUGCGACGGCUAUCUCAGUUUACCUCUCGCACCCUCUGUUCCGUUCGCGAAAAUCCGCUAUGCGGACGCCAUCGCAUCUGAAACUCCACAAGCCACAUAAUACCAUCUCCCAAUUGUUGUCCUUGGUCACUAUCUGGGGGUCCUGGCUCGCCUUUGACGCUGGCACCACGCUGAGUUUCAACUUCAAAUCGGUCCAUGCUCUUUGCGUUACCAAUCUCUGCGCAGCUGCCGGAGCGCUGACAUGGAACCUCAUCACCUACUAUGAAAGCGGCAAAUUCUCCCUUGACUCUACGUUUCUCGGAGCUAUCUCUGGGUUAGUCAUGAUUACCCCAGCGGCUGGGUUCAUCAGCAUGACAACAUCCUUGUUCUUCGGCUCUGCCGGAGCAUUGAUUUGUCGUCAGGCGCUAAGAAUCAAAUUCACUUCUAUUGCCCAUCGACUGAAAUGGGUGGACAACGGUGAUAGCUUUGCCACACACUGCGUUGGAGGCUUUGUAGGGACUAUUGCUACUGGUCUCUUUGCCAGUCGAGAAGUAGCUGCUUUUGAUGGAGCGACCGAAAUCAUCGGCGGGGCUUUUUUUGACGGCAACCUACGGCAGGUCUCCAUCCAGAUCUUUGAAGCCAUCAUCGGUUUUGCCUGGACUUUCGGGGCUUCCUAUCUCAUUUUUGCCUGCCUGGACUGCAUCCCUGGUCUAGAGGUUCUGGCAAUAGACAACCACGUCCUUUCUGGAUUGGAUACCGUACAAGUGGAAGAAUCACUCCACAGUGCACAGUGGAAGGACGAAGAGAACUAUUCAGCUCUAGAAUCAUUGGGCAGCGUUUGUUUGGUGUAG
Messenger RNA from Penicillium maclennaniae, 1323 nucleotides. RefSeq names its product ammonium transporter. Gene Ontology annotation, molecular function: ammonium channel activity. Gene Ontology annotation, biological process: ammonium transmembrane transport. Lineage: Eukaryota; Fungi; Ascomycota; Eurotiomycetes; Eurotiales; Aspergillaceae. The record is from RefSeq and is a predicted model, not a curated record. The coding region runs from base 1 to 1323 and encodes 440 amino acids. The transcript has 4 exons. Gene Ontology annotation, cellular component: plasma membrane.